GACAACAAAUUUGAACAUGAUAUAAACAAUGAAAUUUCACUUUUGCAAAAGAGGACAUACGACUCAUUGAUUUUUACAGAUACUCUGUAUUCUGAAUUUUAAAAGAAGCAGACACUUUAAACCUAUUUUCACCCAUAUUUCAUCUCGCAAGAAAAAGCUAUGUUUCCUGCAGUAACACAGGCACUGAUCACUGUAGUUUACAGUAAACAAGGCGCAACUGCAAUGUUGACAGAUCAGAAAAUGCUUCCAGUAGUAAAAAGUGAAGGCAAAAAUUGGGGAAAAGUUUUGUCUUCACUUUACAUGAACACUUGCAGGAAAAUGUCACAUGGAAACAGCCAAGCGAGUGUCAUGACAUCCUGUGUUUUGUUUGUAGUCCAGCAGCAUGCGCACUUGUUCCAUGAAGUUUUCAGUUUCAACAUGUCUGAGUUGACUGAAUUGCUGUGACAAGCCUAAACCCAAUUCCUCUUUUCUUUUUUCUUUUUUUUUCUUUCUUUUUUUAAGUCAACACGGACACAGGGGAGUUAUUUUCUUGGGAAGAGUAGCUACUCUUUGUGAAUAUACAAAAUGCGAUUUCAGCUUGCCAUACACUUCCUCUUCCUCAGAAGGACAGGAAAAUAAAGGAGACAACUGUUAUCUGCUUUGAGAACAAAAACAAAACUGAAAUACUGAGGCAGGCCAGAAACCUGGGGGGGACUGCAGAUUACCUGAAUAAACAAAUAACUAAAAAGAACACUGAUAUCCCAGGCAGGCACACACCCAUCCUUAAAAAGAAAAACAAAAUGGAAGCAACAUGGACGAGGAAAUGUAAAGUGUGCAUAAGGAUCACCCGAGAAAGCAAAAGUAAUAAUGCCCAAAUGCAAGAUUUCAGCCUCCUGCAAGCUCUCAUUGAAGAUCCUCUUGCUGGCUCGUGCAACUGAAGAGCUGGAGGCAGAGAAGGCUGCAAGAGAGGAAGAGAAGGUUUGCUAUCUAGGAGAGAAGCUUCCACCGCUGCAGCUCAUUGGUUUAAAUACAGAUGACCUGCAGAAACUCUGUAAGCAGAUUCAUGCAAAGAAUGAAAUGGUGGAUGAGGAGCGGUACGACUGUGAGGCCAAAGUCAUCAAGAACAACAGAGAUAUCAAUGAAUUUAUUCUAAAAGUGCAGGACCUCGGAGGAAAGUUCAAGAAGCCAGCUCUGAGGAAGGAGCUGACCUUGGAGAUGGGUGACUGGCGUAAGAACGUGGAGGCCAUGUCUGGUAUGAAGGGCAGGAAGAAGAUGUUUUUGAUGCAUGAUGUUAGAGAUUAAUAAAUAAUAAUUAAGUCAAAAAAUUAAAAAAAGAAAAACAACAGAAGUAAAUGAAAAAGCUUUAGAAAAUCGAAAAUUGCCUGGGAGGCUCAUGUUUGAUGGAGCUCAGCAGUGAAAUAUAAAGAGUGCAGUGACGUACUGUAAAUUUGCCGUCACAACAGUAGUUCCUGCGCUGGACUUUUCAUUGAUUUCUUUCUGCAUUUAGAAGCUGCUGCUGUUUUGGCAGAAGUGUAAUAAAACACAUGACUUUCAAGUCACUGUAGUUUUUAUUCUGUUCUCAAGUAGACUAUUUGUAAAAUAGCAUUGUGAAUACACAGUAUAUUACUGCCUGAUAAUGCUGUUAUGUAAAAGAAUGCAAUAAAUGUGUACAUAUUGCCUCUCAUUUUGUUUCACUUACACAUAUUCACAAUAGAUUUGAAGCAAAUAUGUAAAACACAGUAACUAAAUGUAGCCUCUACUCUAAUGCUGCAGCACUGAACAUUUCUACUGUUGGUGGGAUUUAAAUUGACGAAAAUAUUGCAAAGAAUCCGUCAGGUACAAUACUGAAUUCCACUUGUAAUUGCAACAGACUUGACAUUGUCCUUUUACACUGUUAUGAAAGGGGUAUUGUAGCUGUUUUUCAUGUACAGUGUCUCCGCUAAGCUAUGUCACUGACUUACAGUGACAAAGCACCAACCAUAUUUUAUGUCAGAGCCAGGGUAUACUUAGCCUUUCCUCUUGACUGGAAUGAAUUCCUCUCCAAUAAUAAACUGUAAACACUGUCACACACACUAGUAGCUGUCCUUGGGCUGACAUCAAAGAGUGUCAGUAAGACAAAGGCUGAAUGAUGGAGGGUGACAGGAUGGAGUCGUCAUCCUCCAAGGAAUGUAUGAGUCUUCGUGAGCACCUGUGCAAGUACAGUAUGUAACAUUAUAAUGCUCUGUAUGAUUGUCUAAAGAAUACAACUUAAAAAGACACUUUGGUAUUUCAUGGUGUUUAUUUCAGGUCUCACAAGUUAAUUUUUUUCCCCACAACAU
Messenger RNA from Siniperca chuatsi (mandarin fish), 2297 nucleotides. RefSeq names its product troponin I, slow skeletal muscle-like. The transcript is spliced from 6 exons. NCBI's taxonomy places the organism in Eukaryota, Metazoa, Chordata, Actinopteri, Centrarchiformes, Sinipercidae. Gene Ontology annotation, biological process: muscle contraction. Bases 847 to 1281 code for a protein of 144 amino acids. The record is from RefSeq and is a predicted model, not a curated record. Gene Ontology annotation, cellular component: troponin complex.